Schistosoma turkestanicum is the source of this 366-nucleotide messenger RNA. Lineage: Eukaryota; Metazoa; Platyhelminthes; Trematoda; Strigeidida; Schistosomatidae. The record is from the annotation of a GenBank genome assembly.
AUGACUUAUGUGAAUACUGUUGUUUUAAUCACUGAUAAAUAUAUACAUUUUAUUAGAACAGAUUUUGUGAAUAGAAAUAAUCGUCCAGCUUAUAUACGAAUACCUUUGUUAGCGAUAGAACGAAUUGAAUUAGGAUUGGAACCAGCUAUAUUUCGAGCAAAACAUUUUGUUUUAAGAUUAUUUUAUCGAGUUCCAGACGAAAGUUCAUGUCAACAGUCUACUUCUGUUUGUUUGAAUUCGUAUCAAACACCUGCUCAAUCAUUUGACUUAAAUUUAUCAUCAUCAUCAUCACCUAUGAAACAAUUUACAUCGUCAACUGGUAUUAAUUCUUUAUUUCUAGUUUUUGCUAUUAAGCUCAUCGAUUAA